AUGUCCAGCCUAGAGAACAUCUCGCAGGAGGGCAUUCAGUGCCUCGCUUUUGCCGACAGCUAUAUUAAAAAGUCAGAUCCAACAUCUUUAGUGCCAACGUUAUGGAUAGGUACAACUCUAGGAUCUGUGAUAACGAUGAUGAUCAACCUUCCGGAGGCCGAUCUAAGGCAUACACAGCCCGUUGUCGUCACGACGAGUGGAGGUCCGAUAUUUAGAUUAAAAGGUUCAAUCUUAACAAUGUCUUUUCUCGACUGUAAUGGUGCUCUAAUACCUUACUCCUAUGAAAGCUGGAAGGACGAAAAUAAAGAUAGUCGGGAGCGAAGAGAGCGGACGCCGACGAAGCAAAGCUCAUCGGGAAGUCACGGCAGCCACACGAGCCCCGUCCCGUUGGAAGCCGGCGAUCGGCAGUUCGUCGUGAUCGCUUCCGAGAAGCAGGCGCGAGUCGUCGCGCUUCCGAGCCAAAACUGUGUUUAUCGGCAGCAGCUAGUCGACACCGACUUUGUCGUUAAGGCGGAAAUUGUCAGCUUAAAGGAUAGUGUGUGCCUUGUGAGUUACCUGUCGACAGGCCACCUGUCGGCCUACAGCCUGCCGUCGCUCAGACCGCUUCUACAUUUAGACUUUUUACCUCUCUCCGAACUCAGGAGCCGACAGGCGACCGACACUUCGGUUGACUCGAUCGGUUUGCAUGGUGCGGGACCGGUGACGCGACUGACGUCUUUGUCUAUUCAUGCAUCCAUAUCCGAUGAAACCGGUCCUGUAUCAAGCGCAGAUGAAUUAGACGGCUGUAAGGUCCUAGUGGCUGUCGAUUUUUUAAUCACAAAGUAG
Messenger RNA from Leptosia nina, 825 nucleotides. The record is from the annotation of a GenBank genome assembly. NCBI's taxonomy places the organism in Eukaryota, Metazoa, Arthropoda, Insecta, Lepidoptera, Pieridae.